Molecule: messenger RNA, 3195 nt
Organism: Naegleria fowleri
Lineage: Eukaryota; Heterolobosea; Eutetramitea; Acrasida; Naegleriidae
Exons: 2
Coding region: 1-3195 (1064 amino acids)
Biological process (GO): protein phosphorylation
Molecular function (GO): ATP binding; protein kinase activity
Source: RefSeq, a predicted model, not a curated record
AUGGACUUUCAUCAUCAACAUGAUGAACACCAUCCCUACACACAAAGAUACCAACAUGCAUCCAUGGUCGAUCCAUCACAACUCUAUUGCUUUAAAACUCUCCAACAAGCGAUUCAAAAUCAACCACAAGCAAGUGUCAAUCUCAUUUUGGGAAAGAAGAAUGAAUCAGCAUUCAAUGUUCCAUUCUGCACACUUGAAAAUCCAUGUCAACACAUUCAACAAGUAUUACGAGAAUUGAACAACUUGAUGAAUAGCACCGCAUUUGCAUUAUUCAUUUCAAUGCCACAAACAAGAGCAGUAGUAGUCAAUGUUCAAAUAAUGGACGAUAUGGAAGAAGAGAAUUUGGAUAAUGUUCUUGAAACUCCACUGUAUCCUAGACUUCAAUAUUAUUUUGUAUUUUCAAGCUAUUCAAAGUCUCAAAAAACUUUACAGUUUAACACACCUUCAGUUCUUCGUCCAGAUGUACCUCACUCCAUUAUCAAAUCCAGGCCAGAUUUAGCAUGGGUAGUAUUCUUUAACUUGAAUAUUGAAAAUUUAUACUUCAUGUCAACUCAAAUCUCAGGACUUUCAUUUUGUUCAUCCAUACUCAAUUCUACCUUCGUCCAAUUAGACUCGACCAUGCAAACAUUUAGCGUAGAAACAUCUAUUGUUGAAAGUUCUGAAUUAUUAGUACGAAGUCCUUUGAGUGUCUAUGUGUUGUACACAAAAUUUUAUUCAUUCAACGAGCUCUAUUUUAGAAACAUGCAAUUAACUGUCCUUUCAAGUCUAAUUGUACGCGAUAGUGGAAUUAGAUUGACCGUAGAGAAUGGUGAAAAGAUGUUUCUCCAAAACAGCCAAUUUCAAAAUUAUCAUUUAGAAUUAACAACCACCAACAUUAAGGAAUUACACAUCUCUUACACACAAUUCAUUAAUAGUACAAACUUUAAUGGUAUUGUGACCUCUACUCAUGGUCAGUUGUUUCUGGUUGCAGUGUGUACCUUUAAGGGAUCAGGUCCAUUUCUAUUUGUGAGAGCCUAUAAGAGAGUGGAAUCACUUCAACUUGGAAUUGAGAACAAUGUGAUCAUACCAUCCUUUAUUUAUCAAGCCAUGUUUGGAAUUAUCACAGUUCAGAGUUCUAUUGAGGUAUACAUGGAGUCUUGUUAUUUUAGAAAUAACACUGGAUUGGGCAAAGCUUCUUCUCUCUACCUUUCAGAUAUAGAUCGAUUUACAAUUAAUGCAACACAAUUCAUUGAUGGUUCAAAGGGAAGUGCGAUCGUGUUGGAGAAUUAUCACACACAUUAUUUGUAUGGAGCCUAUAACACAAUCAUUACGAAUUGUUUAUUUGAGAAUAACCAAUGUGAGGAGUUUGGAUGUGCCUUCAAUGAUGCAAACUUGGCCCUUGACCUCACUGUGAAGGAUAGCAUAUUCAGAAAUAACAAGGCAGCCUUGGGAGGUGGAGCUAUUUAUAUUGAAACUGCCAUCCAUUUCAAUCUAUUGAAUUGUACCUUUGAGGGAAAUCUUGUGACCUACCAUGACAAGGUCUAUUACACAGAUGGACGACGUCAAAUAGGUGCAGGUGGUGCUGUGAAUAUCUUUUCCUUUUUACCACCUGUGGAAGUUAGCAGUUUCAUUCGAGACUGUACAUUUAUCAAAAAUACAGCGGCUGUAGGAGGUGCAUUGUUUUAUGUGGGCCUCUCUACCAAAUCAGUUGAAAAUUGUGAAUUUAAGGAAAAUCUUGCCCUUGUAAAAGGUGGAGCAAUUUUUCAUUACAAUUGUCAGCUUAAUGAAACCAACAUGAAAAAUGUGAAAUUUGAUCAUAAUAUGGCAUUAAUAUUUGGAGAUGACUAUAUUUCAGAUAUUACUAAUUUCUCCUUUAAUCUUGACGAUGGAGUUUCCAUGUUAGAAUUUAUGCCUGGAGAUUCUAUAGUGUUGAAUGGAACAGCCCUCUCAUUGAAUACAACGGUUCCUCUCUUCUUGGAAACAAUCUACAUUGACACCUCAAAUCCUCAGUUGUAUGUCAUAUCAAAGGAGUUUAGCAAUUAUUUAAACAUUUCCGUGUACAUUCGUGCGAAUGAUUCAAAUUCUGUGGUUUACGGAAUUCACAACACCACCAUGAGAACUGAAGUCUCUCCAAAAGAAAGAUUCCUUCCAUUCAAAAUUAAUCCAUGCAAAGAAGGCUAUCGAUUGGCUUUGGUCGAUGUGGAUGGAACUUCCUCUCUCUAUUCAUGCCAAUUCAAUCAAGAACUUCCCAUUGCCAUCAUAUUGAUUGUUGUGGUGCCCAUUGUGUUCAUCUUCUUUUUCAUUGGCACUUGUAUUGGUGUAUUGUGUGGUGUGAAUGUUUGUGUAGAUAUACGACGACGACUAAAACGUUUGCAAGAUAAGGAGAAGGCAGAAUUAUCGGUCGAACAGAAAAUUAUUGAUAAGGCCAUCGUUUUUAAUAUCAAUCAAGAUGAUUAUGUAGAAGCAUUCACCUCUUCUUCUUCUUCUUCUUUGGACAAGCACUAUUCUCAAAGUACGAGUAUGAGUCAUGAAAGUAUGAAGAAGAAGAUGAAUCGCAAAGAUGAACUUGGCUCUCCCUUAUUAGCAUUGAACCAAACCGAAGUACUCACCAUAGAGAUGGAGAGGAAACCAAUGUCAUUCCUAAUUCCCAUUACAGAUUUGGAAAUUAUAAAGAAGAUUGGUGAAGGAGGUCUUGGAACUGUGUAUCAUGGAAAAUGGAAGGACAGAGAUGUGGCCAUCAAGUCUCUAAAGACUCGAAUGGAUGAUGAUGAUGAGAAUGAUGAAUUUGAAAAGGAAGUUUCUCUUCUAGCCUCACUACGUCAUCCUUGUAUUUUGACAUUCUUUGGAGUUGCAGUUUCAAAGGAAAACAAAUUUAUGGUCACCGAGUAUUUAGAGAAUGGCUCUUUGGAACGAAUUAUUUAUAAUUGCAAAAUUGGAAGACAAUCCUUGUCCAUUCUUGACAAAUUGAGAAUUUUACAAGAUGUGGCAAGUGGAAUGGAUUAUUUGCAUUCAUUGUCACCUGCAAUCGUUCAUAGAGAUUUGAAACCUGGUAACGUGUUACUCGAUAAAAACAAUCGAUGUAAGGUCUGUGACUUUGGUUUGUCAAGAACAAUUGGAACCACCACUUCCUACACCAUGACAAGGAAUGUUGGUACACUCCUAUACAUGUCUCCAGAAAUGAUUAGUGAAGAAGAUGGAACUUUUGAUUCCUUUUAA